AUCUAUUUCGUCUAGUCUGCUAAAGAGAAGAGAGAUAACCAGAACCCAAAGUGGCUGUUGACAAGAGAAAAAUAAAAUAAAAGAGGAAAUAUCCUAUAAAAGGAAAUCCAAUCUUCAAAGUCUCUUAUCGAGCAGAGGUGGGACUUGAAUUUUAUAAAAAGAAAGAGAGAAAGAUGAUACUGGUAGCAAUAGUUGCAGAGCUGAUGGAGGAGUACACAGCGCUGCUGGGAAGGGUGCUGGAGCACAUAUUUCAUGAUGCCCCUUUCCCAAGGCGAGUUCGUUUUCUCAUUCUCCGCAGUCUUCCUUUCGCUUCCUCUUCUCAUCCCCUUUUACUUCCAGCACCUGCUUAAUUUUAGUCUUUUUCCACAGGACUCUGCAUUGUACAUUCUUUCUAUCUUGUGUAGAGAAUUAUGAGGUAGCAAAAUUUCAGUUUUUUUUUCUUUUUUCUUUUCUGUGCGUGUUUGAAUCGGUCGAGUAUCUGCUAAUUUUACAUGAUAUGAUAUGAUUGAUUAUGCUA
Messenger RNA from Ricinus communis (castor bean), 517 nucleotides. RefSeq lists its product as uncharacterized. The record is from RefSeq and is a predicted model, not a curated record. The coding region runs from base 174 to 350 and encodes 58 amino acids. The transcript has a single exon. NCBI's taxonomy places the organism in Eukaryota, Viridiplantae, Streptophyta, Magnoliopsida, Malpighiales, Euphorbiaceae.